Zootoca vivipara (common lizard) is the source of this 7266-nucleotide messenger RNA. RefSeq names its product RAS like estrogen regulated growth inhibitor (gene RERG). Gene Ontology annotation, molecular function: GTPase activity; GTP binding. The record is from RefSeq and is a predicted model, not a curated record. NCBI's taxonomy places the organism in Eukaryota, Metazoa, Chordata, Lepidosauria, Squamata, Lacertidae.
CCCACAGCUUUGCCGGCAAGCGAGGGAGACGCGCCGGGCUGGUUUGGAGCGCUGCGCGCCGCGCCGUCUUUUUUAACGCCGCAGUCUCUGCCGCUAGCCGAAGAAUCCGGGAGGUUAUCGAUGGCUCCGCGGCCGAGGCGGCGCCUUUGAUCCGGUCGCCGGGUCCCUUAGCUGCUGCAGCGCCGCAGGGUCGCCGGGCUGGAGGCGGGCGGGCAAAGACCUGACCUCGAGGGGCCGCCUUCCGAAGUGCAGGCUGAGCGAGGCCCUGCUUGAAAAUCACAAUGGCACGGUAAGGCGGAAGAAAGGACUUGGCUGUUCAUCCCUCGUGCCAGUUUGGUUCAGCCAGUGACGUUUCCGCCAGCCUCCAUUUUCUCCCCGCCAUGGCUAAGAGCGCAGAAGUGAAACUGGCUAUCUUUGGCCGAGCCGGAGUGGGAAAGUCAGCUCUCGUGGUGCGUUUUCUGACCAAACGGUUUAUAUGGGAGUAUGAUCCUACUCUUGAGUCCACUUACCGUCAUCAGGCCACAAUUGACGAUGAAGUUGUUUCUAUGGAAAUACUAGACACAGCUGGGCAGGAGGAUGCCAUUCAGAGGGAAGGCCAUGUGCGAUGGGGCGAAGGCUUUGUGCUGGUCUAUGACAUCACCGACAGAGGGAGCUUUGAAGAAGUCCUACCACUUAAGAACUUGCUGGACGAAGUUAAGAAACCCAAGAAUGUUACCUUGAUCCUAGUUGGAAACAAAGCAGACCUGGACCACUCGAGGCAGGUCAGCACCGAAGAAGGGGAAAAGCUGGCCACCGAUCUAGCCUGUGCAUUUUACGAGUGCUCUGCUUGUACAGGGGAAGGCAACAUCAUGGAGGCCUUUUAUGAGCUUUGCCGGGAAGUGCGGCGCCGGAAGAUGGUCCAGGGCAAGGCCCGGAGACGGAGCUCCACCACUCACGUCAAGCAAGCAAUCAACAAGAUGCUCACCAAAAUCAGCAGCUAAAAUAUUUCGCUUGUUUCGUUAAUAUAGAACAUCUCAACUGAGGUGGGGUGAAAAGGCCGGGUUGUGGGCAAUCAACAAGAUGGUCAAAGCUUUGCUCUUCCCUACACUGCCAAAACCAUCACAUUACUCUUCCUGAAAUUAAGAGAAGCAAAGCAGGUUUCUGGAGUUGGAGCAAUUACCAAAUAGAAUAAUUUUUUUAAAAUAAUAAAUUCACAGGGUCACUUAGAGAAUGGGGAACAUGGAAGAAUGUACCAGAUCGGUUACUGCUUCCCCUACAACACAGCAUGUUCACCUCUCACUAUUACUUGAUGACUUAUCACUGGCCAAUAGGUAAAUGAGUCUCCAGUCCAGAUUUACUGGGUGAUAUAUUCUUUUAUGGGGUCUUUUACCACUGGCAACUUAGGCUGUGUACACACAACAUUUUAUUCUAGAAUCAAAGGAGUAUGGAUGCAGUAUUUGUUUUUUCCUACAUAGUCCACACACACACACACAGGCUAGAUCUAGUGCAUUUUUAUUGAUUUGAGGAACUGGUUUCGUUCAGAAAACGAUAGCUCCUUGCAAGUUGAUUCUGCAUUGCCCCCAUUUGAAAGCAGAUGUAGGUGGUCCCAGCAGUGGGGGUUGCAUCCGUACCUGGCUUUGAUGAAGGAUGUAUAACAAGAAGGGAAUCAUCACUUCCUCCUUCAUUCAACUUGGUGCAUGUGCAGGGUGGAAAAGGUGUGGCUAAACUAAUCGAGGGGAGGGUUUUCAAAUCUGUACUGAGUAACCACACCCACUCUUGUGGACAGCAGGCUCUAGAAUCAAUCUAGUUUGAAGGCAUGUUGAGAAUGAGAAUGGUUUGAGCAUGUUGACGAUAAGCAAGAAUGAGAAAUGGGGACAACGUGAAUGCCGGUUUCCAGCAAGAUCUUGCUGAAAUCUGGCAAGAUCUCAUGAGAUUUUGAUAAGGUCUCACAAUGCCUUGCUGGAAAUUGGCACCGAGGCCAGAACUUCCCCACCAGGGGCAGAGGCAGUAGGGCUUUCAUGGGUGGCCCAGGCCUGGUUAGUGUGUACACAGCGUUAAUCUGCAUGUUGCCGAUUCAUAUAGCAUUUGAUCAAGAACAUCCACCCUUUCUGCCGGAUGUCUAAACCCCAUCCAUAAUCUAAGAAAGCAGAGGAAUUGUCACCUAACUCCUCCAGUGUGCUUACUGGCCUAUUGCAAGUGGGCACCUUAGCAAGCAUCAGCCUUCCCACCACCAGGAUGUUUUGGACCACAACUCCCAGGAGCCCCCAACAGCACCUGGUUGGAGAAGGUGGUCUAACUUGCUCAUUGUGGGCAAAGUGGCCUGUUGCUACCUACAUAACACAGAAGGCAGUCUCUGGGUUAGGAGAACGCUAUCUAUCAACGCUAUGUAUCUGGCUGUCAACCUAUGGAGGGUAUGGGAUGGAUUUCACACUUUUCACGACACUAUAUUAAUGCAUGGUCAAUUUUUCUUAAGAACAAAGCCGCCUCUUUCCUUGUGUCACUUUUCCCGAACCUUUAUGACACCUACAUUUUAGUAGGAUAUCUUUGUAAACUCAGCUAACGGAAACUCUUCAACGAGUUGGUAGGCUCAACUGGAUUUGUUACGUUAUGUUAAAAGUUUAUUUUUAUGCCGCUUUUCAGUUCCCCAAAGUAGUACAGAAAAGUGAAAAUGCAAAAAAUAAAAAGUUUAAAAAAAUAAAAUAUCAGUUACCAAGAGAUUGUAUGAAAAUGACACACUAUACGCUUGGCUGUGUACCUAUGUUUGUAAGCCCUGCAGAGAUAGACAGGAAAUAAUACUCAUUUCUUUAAACAAAGGUUUGGCUUUUUUCUUGUUCUGCUUCCUAACUGGUGGAUCCAUUUCUACUUUAAUUGGAACUGGCUAUAAAGAAACCACUUCGGCAGGUCCUGUUUAUUGUUGGGGUUGACAAGCCCCAUUUGUGCUGAUCAAAAGUUGUACAGUGGUCCCUCGACUUAUGAAUUUAAUCCAUUCCGAAGGCACCUUCGUAGGUCGAAAAAUUCGUAAGUCGAAAAACACCAUUGGAAAAGCGAUUUCCCAUAAGAAUGCAUUGGAAACGGAAAAAUUCGUAAGUCGAAGCAAUCCUGUCUAAAAAUUCGUAAGUUGAAAAAUUCCUUUCUAAAACUGCCGCAGUUUCCUUUCGGAUGUCGAGACAUUUGUAAGCACACGGCCAUGAGCCCCAUUCGUAAGUCAAAAAAUUCGGUUGUCGAAUCGUUCGUAAGUCGAGGUACCACUGUAUUUGUCUACAGUAUGAGCUCGGUACUGGAGCUGAUUCCAGGUUGGGUGGAGCUUGAUUUGUGCAAGGGCUGGAAUAUACGAGCAUCUGAAUUUCCUUGUAGAACGGGCCGAAGACAUUUUUCUGCCAGCCAGUCAAGGCACAAAGUACCCAAGGGUGGUCAAGUUGCUUUGGUGCCUGAGGCAGAAAAUAUCCCAAGUGUCUCUCCCUGCCCCUGCCAAUAAAAGCACAACAACAACCAAUUAAAUGACUAAAAGUGUGCUGUCCUUUCAUGGGGCUCCCCGAAUCAACUGCCUCAAUCUGCCUCAUAUAUGGGGAAUCUCAGGCCUGGGGGGUCAAAUGUGACCCUUCAGGCCCCUUCAUCUGGCCCUUGGGGUUUUCACCAGGCCACACACACCCCUCUCCAUCUGCCCCUCUUACCAGCCUGGCUUUGCACCCACCUUCAGUGGGGAAAAGCAGAAAUUGAUGUAGUGAUGAGAGAAGGAGCAGGGGGGAAAUCAUCUCCAAGCAAAGAGUUCAGAUCAGCUGCAUGGGGGCGGGAGAGAGAGGUGACAGAAAGAGAAAAAGAGAAAAAAUUCCUUUACAUUAAAAAAAAGUUCCCUGUCUAUGAUGUGGAGGAACAUCUGAAAGCUCUGGUCCCCACCCUUGUACCCCUCCCAAGUUUAUUAGGUACCCAAGAAGUUUAUGGUGUGACCAACACAGAAGCAUCUAUAGGAAUCGGCACACUUGAGUUGCCCAACAAGUGUGGCUAUUGCUAUCAUAAAUGGUCAAGAUUUCAGGAGGUUAUAAUAAUCUGAAAAGAUGGGUUUUGUUCCCUUUAGCCUGGCUAUUCAGUCAUCAAAGUGUUACAGCCGACUCUUUUAUUGCAAUGUGUUCCUGCCUAGAGCCCAGGGUACCACUUUCGAAAAGUGUUGAAGUAUAUUAAAGCUUUGCUUCCAGAAGUCUUUCAAUUUUGGCAGCCGUGUUGAAAGGAGUCAAUGUAACAUGACCCACUUUCAACUGGGUUUUCAGCAGCAGAAAGUAGCAGGGUUGAAAUAGCCCCCAUUACUUUCUUUACUUUGAGUUCUUUCUGCCGGCCACCACCGCUCCAAUUCCCCAGCUUUGCUCUCAUGCUUUCUGCGAUAUUCUGCUGGACAGCCCUGCACCCUACAUCCUGGGCCCACCAAGGCAGACCCCUUGCCUGGCUGAGUCACCUCUGUACCCCCUCACGUGCUGCCCCCUGGUGGUUGGGUGAUUGUGCUGCCAACACCUCCCCUCCCUGUUUUCAAGCGUGCUUAACCAGCAACGAUGAGCUUGCUCUACUAACGUAAUUUUAUUGUUGAUUUUAUGCCAUUCACUGCCGCGAGUUAUUUUUCUUAAUAUCAGUGGUAUAUAAAAUAAUGUAAGCCCGCUUGCACGUGCAAAAGGAAGGCUAGCAGCUACUCCCAGCAACCUCCUGCUGCUUAUCUAACAGCUGUUGUGUGCUGAGUGGCUCCUAGCCCAUGAAAGGACCACCGCCAAGUAUGUCUAUGAGCAAGCAUGCAACUAGGUGAGCUCAGAAGCAUGUGAUGGGGGUGGUGAGCAUGCUAAAGGCUGAGGAACCACCAAUACUGUGGUCCCAGUCAGUGCUGGGAGGGGACUGAGGGCAGCUUGCACAGAGCCCCUAAAAAUCUGAAGCUGACGCCGUUUACCAUACUAGCCAUCUGAUUGACAUAUGCGUGUUUUGCUGCACUAACUGGAGGCAAUGAGUGUAGUAGCAUCUGUGGUUGAGUUGUACAGAGGCCUACAAUGGCCAUCGUUUGGCUAAAAAUUGGUGAGAGGUUGUCAAGUCAGGGAAUGUGGAUUCCAUUAAACACAGAGUUCCAUACCCUCCAGCAUAUCUUCAAUAAAAAUAGGGCCAUUAUUAUCAUUAUUAUUAUUAUUAUUCUAUUUAUACUCCACCCAUCUGACUAGGUUGUCCCAGCCAUGCUGGGUGGCUUCCAACAUAACAAAACAUUAAACACUGAAAAAUUUCCCCGUACGAUGCUGCUUUCAGAUGGCUCAUGGGUCAGAUAGCUCCAUACCCUCCGAUGUUUCUCGAAUGAAAACAGGGAUGCCCUAAGGAAAAGUGGGGUGAAGUUAGAAACCGGGAUGGCUUCUGUAAAUCUGGGACUGUCCCUGGAAAAUAGAGACACUCGGAGGGUCUGGAGCUCUGCCUGUAGUGAAAGUGGUUUUAAGCCAGGGUUGCAUUAGCUAAUGGGGAGGAUAGGCAGCAGCAGCAACAGCUCAAUCUUACACACAUUUAUUUAUAAAUGGGUGCCAAAUCUUGAAGUUUUUAAAAAAGUCUGCUUCUUGAAUCCGGGAGGUAGAACCCGGAGCAGGUUAAGGAUGUUGCCCAGCUAAGGCAGCGAUUCUCAAACGUUUCUUCACAGACUGCUUGAAAAUGGCUGGCGGCCUCAGCAGACCACUUAAAGAACUUUCACAGCACAGGCAUAACUCAUAUUUUAAUAACAUCUUUCCUCCAGUGGCAGCAACGCAAGAGCCAGCAUUGUAUUAUGCUAAUCGUGGGCUCUAGCCUAGGUACCUUGGGAAGAUCCCCUUAAAGUGGUAAUUGUUUUCGGGAGAAAUUGGUAGGCUGCACCUGUACAGUAUUAAGAAAACCACAGGCCCAGUUGUUGUGACCCUGUUUGAUUACUUGGCUUUGGUUGGAAGGGAGGGGGAAGCAUCAUCAACAACAACAAAAAGUGCAGGGCCAAGCACAGAUGUUCUCAACUGUUCUGCAACAUUUCAGCAGACCAGCUGAAUCCGAAUGGAGGUAGUGGACUGCUAGAGGUCUGCAUGCCAUAUUUUGAGACCCCCCCUUAUGUGUGAAGGGCUGUAGCUGGAGCAUCUAUGUGAAAAAAGUCCCAGAUUCAAUCCCAAGUAUCUCCAGGUAGCUCUGGGAAAGUCCCCGUCUUAAGACAGACGAAUGGUCUAACUUGGUAGAAUACUGCUUCUGAUAUAUGUUUCUAAUCCACCUGGCAGGAUUGCUAUAAGGAUUCCCAAGGUCUUCAUUUUAAAGUGCCACAGUGUAUACUGUAAUUAUAUAAUCUCUGUUCACUAGAUGGUGUGCCACAGUCUGGGAACUGAUGCUACCCCUCAACUGUCCUGAUAAAAUUGGGACAUCAAGUUUUUGGGAGCCAUGCUCUCACACAGCAGUGGCAAAAUAUAUGAGAGCAUAGCACCCAAAAAUCCACAUUUGGGGGCUCUGUGCUCUCGCAUGAGUCUCGUGACUCACAUGGGAGCAUGGCCCAGAAGACGUGUGUCCUGAUUUUUGGCCUGGACCUGUUGGAGGCCAUGCUGAUGGAGAUGUUGCAUGGGGGGAGACAGGAGUGUAUCAUCUCACUUUCCAGGUGGGAACAUUCCAGGUCUGAAUGUAUCCUUUGUACUCAGACCCCCUUACAUGUGGCAAGCCAGCACUUCAGGGAGGUUCCUGGGCCUGCCUUCAAUGUAAUGUGAUGACUUUGUAACUAAUAGUGGCAUGAGGGCUUUUUCAAACAAGCAAACUGCAGGCAGAAAUUUAUUUGAAGUGGUGAAGAUGGUACCUUGUGCUCUGCUCACCAUUUGGUUCUGUUCCAAGUCAAUACAUGAUCGGUCAUAUUUUCAACGGUUUAGCAUUACACAAAACUUGUGGAAGGCAGCCAGAAAGGAAAUGUCUUUGAAACCCCUAUUAUUCAUAUUUUGUUCUAUCAAUGAUUAGCCUCAACUCUAAUCUUUUCUUUACUUGAUUUGAAAGCGGGGUGGGCAUCGUUUCAACAUGCAUUUUUUGUAAUACUUUGUACUGGAGGAGAAGGGACCUAAAUGAUUUUUGCCAGAUGGACAUUGAGUUUGGCUGCUUUUUGUCCCCACCCCCAAGUAUUUUGUUUUUAAUGGCUUGAGGUAUUCGGCUUGAGGUAUUCACAUAUCUUUUCAGAAAGGAAACGAAAGCGUUUGUAAAAUAUAGAGGCUUUAACUGAACAAUAUUUCUUGGCUAUUUGGCAUAGCUGACUUUAUUUUCCUUGAAAACAUUAAUCUAUAAUAAAAGUGUCAUUUUAAAAGC